AUGCCUCGUCACACUGCACCGGACCACAAUCCAGUCACCCCAGCCAAUCCAACGCCAACGAUGACGCCCUCGGCACCAAUCCGUUCGUCUAGGAUUCCGCAGCCGAGCGAGCUUCCAGGAACGCCCACGAGAGCCUCGAGGCGUGACCACACGCUCUCGCGCCCACCCCAAGAGUUCCUUGAAGAAAACUUCCCAGGAGAGGCUGGUCCCUCCCGUGCAGGCGCAGAGAACAAUUCUACUUACAACAUCACCAUGGGGUCCUCGUCGCCCUUCGACGAGAACCCUCCCUCCCCUACUCCAGUCCGCUCCGGCACGAUGCACGCUAACGGCGCGCCUACCUCAGCCCAACACGACAACAACCCGCCCUCCUCGCCCUCCACUGUCAGGCUCAUCGACGACGAGCAAGCCUCCCAGUACCAGCACGAGUACUCGUCCCAGAGAACAUCCCAUGGCGCACUGACUCCAGACCCCGAGUUAAUCAUCGAGCAGAACCUCGAUUUCGUCAUCUACGAAGACCCGGAGCCGGACCAGCGCGCCGCCAUGCUGGAUGCGCAGCACGUGCCGCGGGUCAUGGAGCGCGACAACGAGAAGGAGAAUAGCGCUUUUCUUGCUGAAUGGGUCCAAAUGACGGAGGCGCAGAGAGCUGAGCAUAGUGAGGCGACAAGACAGCACAUGGAGGAGCUGAUGAGGGAAGGAGUUGAUGAUGAUGAGUAGUGGGUUCUUGGAGGGGAAAGGUUUUGGGCGGGGGUUUGCUUAUUUGCGGGUUGCGACUGCAUGGGCAUUUAGAGCGGUCCUGUUUCGGUUGGAGAGGAGGCAGUAAUUUGGUAUAGGUGGUUUCUUUUGUUUCCUGGGGGUACCUACUGCGAUGGGCGGCGUUUUGCUUAGCGUUCAUAUAAAAAAGCAUAAAGCAAUAAAAAAACUUGAAAAUAAAAAAAAACCUCGAGAUCAUAAUUGAUAAACUAUAAAACAACUUAAAACCUGUCAGCCAGGAUCACUCCGAUAACUCUCGUUUUUUCCAGCCUCAUUACAGUCAGUUGUUACACAACAGCCUUACCCCCUGC
Molecule: messenger RNA, 1061 nt
Organism: Aplosporella prunicola CBS 121167
Lineage: Eukaryota; Fungi; Ascomycota; Dothideomycetes; Botryosphaeriales; Aplosporellaceae
Exons: 1
Coding region: 1-714 (237 amino acids)
Source: RefSeq, a predicted model, not a curated record